AAGUUGUGAGCAUUUGAAGGUUUUAUUAAAAUUUAUACCUUAAAAACAAUCACUGUUUGGAAUUUUAAACCUUGUAAAAGAAGAGACUGAAGCAUACCAUAGACAAGUUGAUAGUCCAUACUGACAAUGUAAAUAAAACUCUUACUGCAUUCAUGCAGUUUUGUACUCAGUUGCAGAUCUUGUGGUGAAUGUAGAAAGCCAGUUGCAGAAGACAAUGGUGCAGCACACCAGAUUGCUUCUUCAGCUCCUGAACCUGAAAAAUGGUGGCAGAAGUGUUUGUUUGUCCAAACAGACUGCUCAGUGCCUUGAGUUUCCCUGCCACUGGGCCAGCUCUGUGCCAGGUGCUGCCCAAGCACCAGCUCAGGCUGGGACUGAAGUGCAGCUCUGUAGAGAAGGACCUAAGGAGCUGGGGGUGCUGCUGGACAAGCUGUCCAUGAGCCAGCAGUGCCCCUGUGGCCAAGAGGGUCAACAGGAUUCUGCAGUGCAUUAGGAAUAGCAUUGCCAGCAGGUCGAGGCAGGUGAUCCUGCCCCUCUACUCAGUGCUGGCAGGGUCACAUCUGGAGUGCUGUGUCCAGUUCUGGGGUGCCCCGUGCAGGAGACAUGAAGCUCCUUAAAGGGAGAGCAACAAGGAUGAUGAGGAGACUGAAGCAUCUCUCUUACCAGGAAAGGCUGAGGAAGUUGCACCUGUUCAGCCUUGAGAAGAGAUGACUGAGAGAGGACCUUAUCAAUAUUUGUAAGUACCUAAAUGGAAAUUUUAAAAGUUUAAAAAGUUUUUUAAAAAGUUUAAAAAAAAAAGAGGAUGGAGCCAGGCUCUCCUCAGUGGUGCCAAGCAAUAGGACAAGAGGCAGUGGGCAGAAACUGAUGCAAAGUAAGUUCCACCUGAAUAUGAAGAAUACUUUUCUUUCUGUGCGAGUGACGACGCGUUGAACAGAUAGUGGAGCCUCCUUCACUACAGAUAUUCAAUUGUCUGGACGCGAUCCUGCGCGAUGUGCUCUAGCAUGAUCCUCCCUGAGCAGCUGAGCAGGCAGGUUGGAACACAUGGCCCUCUGCGGUCCCUUCCAACCUGACCCAUUCUGUCACACUGUGAGUCACGGCGCCCAGCCCUCCUGCGAGGGCCGGCCGCGCCCCUCCGGCACCGCACCGACGGCGCUCCACGAUUUCGGGAAAACUCCCGCCGCUCCUGGCCGGGGCGGUCCCGCCACUCCCGGCCGACCGGCCGGAAGCUCCCGCCUCCCCGGGCGAAGGCCGUGGGGCCGCCGCAGGUGAGGCCGCCGGGACUCUGCAGGUGUUGGGCGACUGCUGCCGGGCCAGUGGGCGCUCUCGUCCCGGCUCGUCCUUCUCCGGCGCCGGCUGCCCUUGGGACCCCGCGGCAGUUCCCUCCCGUCGGUGAGCCGAGGGGCGCCGGGGAACGCCCGGGGCCGGGCUGAGCGCCGGCCAUGUCGCGGAGCUCGCAGGGCGGGCGACACGGCAGGUCCCCGCUGCCCCGGGGGACCAGCCCCGGGUCCGCCGCCGCCCCGCUGCCGCCGCCCCCGCUGCCCCUGCAGCCCCCCUUCGGACCCGGCGAGGCCAGCCCGGGCCCCAGCGGGCCGGCAGAGCUCAAGCCGGUUCGGCGGUUCAUUCCGGACUCGUGGAAGAACUUCUUCAAAGGGAGACGCCACCCCGGCUCCAGCUGGGAUAGCACGGCCUCCGACAUCAGGUACAUCUCGGACGGGGUCGAGUGCUCGCCGCCUGCCUCUCCCGCCCCGCUGCAACCGGGAACCAGGACGGUGCCUGGCUCCUACACGGACCCAUUCGGGGGGUCGGGCGGCAGCUACAACUCUCGGAAGGAGGCCGAGGCCAUGCUGCCCUCCGGAGACCCCUCGGCCUCUCUGGAGCGCCGCGCCGGCACUGGGCAGACCUACAGCGAGCGGGUGGAGGAGUACCACCAGCGGUACGCCUACAUGAAGUCCUGGGCAGGGCUGCUCAGGAUCCUCGGCGUGGCCGAGCUGCUGCUUGGCGCCGCCGUCUUCGCCUGUGUCACCGCCUACGUACACAAGGACAACGAGUGGUACAACAUGUUCGGGUACUCGCAGCCCUACGGGUACGGGGCGGGCAGCGCCUACGGGGGAUACUCCUACAGCGGGCCCAAGACGCCUUUCAUCCUGGUGGUGGCGGGAAUGGCGUGGAUCGUCACCAUAGUGCUGCUCGUGCUGGGCAUGUCCAUGUACUACCGAACUAUCCUCCUCGAUUCCAACUGGUGGCCUCUGACCGAGUUUGGGAUCAAUGUGUCCUUGUUCAUCCUGUACAUGUCGGCUGCCAUAGUGUACGUAAACGAUACCAACCGAGGUGGGCUCUGCUAUUACCAGCUGUUUAAGACGCCGAUAAAUGCGGCUUUUUGCCGUGUGGAGGGCGGUCAGACUGCGGCAAUCAUCUUCUUGUUUGUCACGGUGAUCCUCUAUCUAAUCAGUGCGCUGGUUUCCCUAAAGUUGUGGAGGCACGAAGCGGCCAGGAGGCACAGGGAAUUAAUAGAACAGGAGAUGAAAACACAAUCCUCUUUUCCUGAAAAGAAGUAUGAAGGUGAUGACAGACCAAGGGAAGAAGUCAGUUACAGGCAGCUCAAAUCACUGGAAAGAAAACCAGAGCUACUUAAUGGUCAUAUACCUGCAGGCCACAUUCCUAAACCUAUAGUGAUGCCAGACUACUUAGCGAAAUACCCAGUAAUUCAAACAAAUGAAAUGAGAGACCGGUACAAAGCAGUAUUCAAUGAUCAGUUUGCUGAGUAUAAAGAACUGUCUGUGGAAGUUAAUGCUGUAUUAAAAAAGUUUGAUGAGCUGGAUGCAUUGCUGAAACACCUUCCACAUCAUCCUGAAACCAUAUAUGAACAGGAAAGGAUAUCAAAAGUUCUGCAAGAAUACAAGAAGAAGAAAAAUGAUCCUGCAUUUCUGGAGAAAAAGGAGCGUUGUGAAUAUCUGAAGAAUAAGCUUUCUCACAUAAAACAACGAAUACAGGACUAUGAUAAAAUUAUGAAUUGGAAUGUAGAAACUUAGUAAUGCCUUCAUUUCAUGGAUAUUAUUUUCUGGUUUUGAAAUUGAUAUGUGUAUUUUAAUCUAUUUAUUUACUCUUUGAGCAGUACACUUAUGGGGAUUACUUAAUCACAGUCGUAUGUUUGGAUGUUUUACAUUACUGAUAGGUUUUGUAUACAGAUCCAAUUGUAAUUGAAGUUAUGAGAUAAGUUAGGAAACUGCUGCUAACAUUCCGCUUUCAUUAGUGCAAAUCCUGGCCUCUUAAAUAUGAAUACUUUAUUUGAAAAUACUUCAUUUGCAAACUUGCAAAGCCUACCAGAGAAAGCAGUUCUCACAUACCUUGUGGAAACUUUGCACAGAAAUGCUGUUAACAAUUUCGGAUUUUAUUUAUAUGUGACAUCUUAAUGCUGUCAGAAAGAGCUGAGCUGUUCUUUCUGUGUGGGGUUUGAUGCACUGCCUGAUUGUGUUGAAUAUUUUGGGCAAUUCAGAAGCUAGUUUAAUAAGAAAUUUUGUAUUGUAUUUCCAAAUGCUGUCAAUUACACCAGAAAUCAUCUUGAAUUUUGCCUAACAAGAGAGGAAAAAUAGCUUCUUAUUUAACCAGCUAGGGGAGGGGGACUUGGGUUUGGUUUUUGUAAUGUACUCUUCAGAGAUGAUGCAACAAAUCUAUACUUGGCCUUAAAGGAACAGAGGUACCGGAUGAGGCAUAUUAAUGUCCCAUCAGUGUUGCUGUAGGUCAGUGUGCUCUGCCUACCUUCUGGAUCAUGCUGUUAGGGGUACGUGCGUUUAAGGGCUUCACUCUUCAUCAGUAAGUAACAGGACUUCUUGUCUAUACAGCAGCUGUUAAUGAACUUGGCAUUCAGAGAGUGAGUAGAGCAGAAUGAAUUCUCAUUCAAAGUAUAAAUUGUUAGUAUCCUCUUUAAGGCCAGAUGAAAUGUAUUAAAGAUGUACUUUCCAGAGCAUGCUUGCAUAAAUUCUAUAUAUAUUUUUAUAUUUUCUUGGGGAUAUUAUGCUGACAAUAGGUUUGUAUGUGCAAGUAUUUUCAUAAGCCAGUAAAUUUUCUCUUUGUAUCCUUUUUCAUAUCUUUAUGUACUUUACCUUUUUUACUUACUAUAAUUGUUAGAAGCAUUGAUAGCUUUUGUACAGUUUUCUACAACUGCAAUUUGUCUGUUCUAAAAUAUGUUUUUAAAUAUUAAAAAAACCCACCAGUGUAGCCAUAUUACUCUCUUGCUUAUAAAGACAUUUUAUUUGAAAAAGGUGCUCUGAUUACAAUUACUGCAAAUUUUUGUAAGUGAUUUGAUUUCUUCUUUGAAAGAAAGUUUUAACUUCUGCCUUAAUUUAAAGGAACAACAUCAGGAAAGCCAUUUCCAGUUUAGUGUGGUCAUGGUAGUACUACCUCUGCUCUUCACUGCUGGAAAUGUAUUAACAUACCUCACUCUGACCAUUGUAGCCCUGCUGGUUUUUCAACCCUUAUCAUUCACGCUGCAAUCCUGAUGGCCGUGCACCCAUCUUCAUACUUGUAAAAUUGACAUUCCAGUUUUGUCAGCCAUUUAAUUCCAGGAGCUUUAGUGGAUGAAGUAAAUAGCACAAGAUGCCAUGGGAACACUGACAGAAUUUGAAAAUUUGAGACCUCUUCAUUUCAAAGCUUUCAGUCUCAUCUACUGGAAGGUGCCUCAGUAUUUUCAUCAUUCUGAGAACAGGUGACAGCCAGUGCAAUGCCUUGUUCUCUCUCUCUCUCUCUCUUUUCAGUGCCUUUCUCUCUGGUUCUGGUUUGUAUUCAUAUCAAAGGAGAAACCUCUCUUCCUUAUAAAGGAGAUAGGCCAAUUUUUUAUACUUGUUGUGCUGAAUACUUGUUAAAUUGCUCUUUGUAAGAGAAGAACUUGUCCAAAUCUCCACAAUCUAAAUAAAUGACCUCUCACUGUACACCCAGGUUUCUCGUUUUUUUCUCAGUGAGAGUUCUGGGCAUUGCCUCCAUAACAGGAGAAGAUUAGCACAAGUUUGAAGAUCAUCUGGUGUUCAUAAAGUGCUAACAAUAACAUGACGUUUUCCUUGAAAGAUUCCCAGUCUGCAUACUUAAUAGGUCUUCUUUCUGUAGGAUAGAUCCAGCUCCAGGCUCCUUUUGACAACGGUCUGAGUUUUAGUCUUUGAGAAAAUGGCUCCUGGUCCCUCAGACAAUGUCUGCAUAGCCUGUGGAGAACUUAUCGUUCUGCUUCUUUUCCUACAAAGUUUCCAACAAAUGGAUUGGGAAAAGGGAACAGCAUACCUGUGCCUGGAAUAAGGAGAUUAAGUGGCAACAUCUGUAUGGUGGAUUCUUGUGUUUCCUGACAAGAUGCCACAGGUGUGGCCAAGUAGAUUUUCCAAAUAUUGGGAAGAGAAGCUGGGAGAGCAAUACUCCCUUCCGCCUGCAUUUUGGAUUUGAAACAGGAUUGAUGCAGGGCACAACAGGAGCAAGCUACCAUCCUAAGGUACACAGGCCAUCCUAAGGCUGCAGCAACAUGUUUCAACCAUUACAGUAAAUUACUUGCUCAGUCCUGUGUCUGUUACAGGCCUCAGGGCUGCUAAAGCACCUCUGGUGUGUACAAUCUGUGCACUGGUUUUGCUCUAACCUACCAAUGGACAAAUGAAAAGGGUCUUGUCUACAAUGCUACAGACAUGCUGGAGAAAAACUGUUAGUCUAAGAUUAGUCUAACAUGUUCAUCUCUCAGAGAAAGAAUUAAUGGCUGGAAGUUGAAGCAACAUGGAGCAAGGCAGAAAUUAGGAGGAAAGUGAUGGGAGAAUCCUUCAAUCUGAGUUACCAUAAGAACUAUCAAGGAAAGUGGCCUCUUGAUAUUCUUAAAGAACAGAAGGCAUACUCCAGACAAAACGGAAGUUUUAGAUGAUUAUCACCUCAAUCUCUCUGUGCAGUCCGUCUAGGCUCAGUUCUUAAUCUACAUUUUUGCAUGUAUGUGCAAAAAAUGUGCUGUGUGGUCUUACCUGUGUGACUGGGUUUUUGCAGAAGGUAGUUAACACAUAAAUUAAUCACCAAGGAAUACUGUCUUACAUCAGUGGGCUUGCUUUUAAUUACAGCCUGUCCUCAAACCUCGAGUGUAUACAACAAGAAGUUUUAUACUUCAGUCUUCCUCUUAGAAAAUGCUUACCUGGUUGCACAGAUCUACAAAUUGAGAUGCUCAAGAUUCUUAGUGUUUCUACAAAUAUCAUAGCUUCUAAACUGUAUUUGUGUUUCUUCUUGUCUUUGUAAGCAGUUGGGUAUCCUAGAUCAAAAUAAGUGUGGCAAGACUCACAUACUUUUUACUAAACUGUACAUUUUUUCAGGCCACAUAAAGUACUGAUGAACAAACAUACCCAAAAUUUUGUCUUGCACAAUAGCCUGACCAGCUUUCAUGCCGGCAUAGUGACUACAAAUGCUUAUGGCAAUGAAACACUUAAUUGCUUUGAAAUUGUAAAUGAAGGUGUCCAGUAUGUUAUUUAUUAAUUUCAAAAUCGUGGUGGGAUUUCAAGCACUUGUACAAUAAAGUUUUACAAAAUUACUGUAUACCCUGUGUUCCAGUCCAGCACUGAAAUUCUUGGUCUUGAGAAUAAAAAAUACUCCUGUUCUAAGAGAAGUCUCAUAUCUCACUUAUUUUAUUCAAAGUGCUAGCUUAUAAGACACUUCUUUUCAGUGUUUUAUAGACUGGACUUCUCCCUCCUAAAGAAAAAAUGGUGUAUGUUCUAAUUGGAGUUGUUCAAACAACAACUAUUUCAGUUCCAAGAAGCAAAUCCUGACUUUUCAAAGAAUUCUUCUUUUCCUGUCUUCAGACUGCUUCCCUUCAAAAAAUAUAAUUGCUUUUUCCCAGUCAUGGUUUAACUGAAAGCUAUUUCUCCUCUCUUUCUGUUAUAAUUAUCCACUGCUCCUGAUAAAUGCGGUAAGCUGAAGGGUACGGAAGUGGUUAGUUUUGCCCCAGUCUGUUUCAAGGAUUGUUACUACUGUUUACAUGUUUUCUUCCUCAUGCAUUGUGUUACUUGGAUGCAGAGUGAGACUCCUUAGAAACGGAUGUUCAGUAACUUUCCUGUAAUUCAAGAGCUGAAGCCCAGUCUUGGCAUACUUCCACUCUAUCCAGUAAAGUUUUAAUUGCUCUGCAGAGCAAUCAGCAAUUAGCUCAGCUAGCUCUGAACUAAUCCUCACUGUGGCGCUUAUGAAAUGGAAACUCUUGGCGACGUGACAUGACUACUCAGAAAUAUUUUAGGCUCCUGUGUUCUUCCAUGGAUUACUGAAAUGUCUUCGGUUAACUGCAGAAGUGCCACCCAGACCCAGGCAGAGCCAUGAGCCUGGCGGCUGCGCCCGGACGCACGAGCGAGGGGCUCCUCGCCCGCACGAGCCAUGU
Molecule: messenger RNA, 7360 nt
Organism: Motacilla alba alba
Lineage: Eukaryota; Metazoa; Chordata; Aves; Passeriformes; Motacillidae
Gene: MARVELD2
Product: MARVEL domain containing 2
Exons: 7
Coding region: 1437-3026 (529 amino acids)
Biological process (GO): bicellular tight junction assembly
Cellular component (GO): cytoplasmic vesicle; apical plasma membrane; bicellular tight junction
Source: RefSeq, a predicted model, not a curated record